Molecule: messenger RNA, 1149 nt
Organism: Stegodyphus dumicola
Lineage: Eukaryota; Metazoa; Arthropoda; Arachnida; Araneae; Eresidae
Product: guanine nucleotide exchange factor DBS-like
Cellular component (GO): cytoplasm
Molecular function (GO): protein binding; guanyl-nucleotide exchange factor activity
Source: RefSeq, a predicted model, not a curated record
CAUAUCCGUCCGUAUCAACAUUGCCUGUAAUUAUCCCACUUACUCUGUGUGCUUGCAUGUCAAGUGAUGAAACCAUGGAAGAAAACAGUUCUUCGCUGUCUGUGCAAGAUGUUGCUCAUUUACUGCAAAGCAGAUAUGCAAUUAUAACAGGAGGAAAGACUUUAGAUGGAUUUCCUAUCAUAACUUUUCCUGAUUCAUCUGUAGAGUUUCUCACCCUCUCUGAUGAAGAAUAUAAAAAGUUAAUGCUGUAUUUAACUAGUGUUCCAUCAAUGCAAGAUGCUGAUAGGGGUUUUGUUCUAGUCAUUGACAGACGGAAUGAUAAAUGGAGUUCUGUCAAAACUGUCCUCCUUAAAAUUGCAGGUUUUUUUCCAGCACUUAUUCAAGUAGUGUUUGUCCUAAGGCCAGAAGGUUUUCUACAGAAAGCAAUAUCUGGUGUCAGUAAUAAAUUCUUCAAGGAAGAGUUUAAAUUCAAGGUGAUUGUAUGUACAAAUGUUGAAGAGCUCCAUUGUCAUAUUGAUAUUAGCCAAUUAACCAGUGAUUUAGGUGGAACUAUAGCAUAUGAUCAUGAUGACUGGAUUCAACAACGCACAGCAGUUGAAAAGUUUUCAGCUAACACGAGAGAGAUUUCAGUCACUUUGCAAGACAUGAUUAAUCACUGGCAAGCAAGUGUUCUGCCCAAUGAUGUUCCAACUACUGCUGCACUAAUUGAAGAACAUUCUAAAGACUAUCAGUUGUUAAAAGAUGACAUCCAAAAUGCUAUUAGGCAUGGUGAGACUCUUCUUAGUUGCAUCCGGCGGCCAUCGUCUGAAGAUGCUUCCUUAGAUCUCUGUCCCGAUAAAUUAGUUAAUGUUGCUGCUGUUGAAAGGCUGCUAAUACAACUUGAUGAAACUGAGAAAAAUUUUGAUUCUUUCUGGGCAGCUCAUGAGAAGAAACUUCGACAGUGUUUGGAACUUAGAGAUUUUGAGCAAGAUUUUAGAGAUGUACAAAUUGUUCUUUCUACAUGCCUUGACAAACUGUUCGAUAUACCAAUAUCUGGUGAUUCCCUGGUGCAAGUGCAAGGUAUUUUAAAAGAUGUUGAAGAUUUUCAACAGAGUACUGAAGUAAAUAUAUUUAGAAUUUUCUUUUAUUGCAUCAUAUUUUUAUAUGCGU